GGAUUGUUUCCAUACCAGUUCCUCAACGGCUGAUUGAACGGUAGGUAAAUGUGAGAGCAUCUCUUGUACAGAGUACUUCUGUCUACGAUCUCGAUGCCCCUCCUCAAACUUGAAUUGCAUCGCUCGCCCUGAUUUCUGCGCCAAAAUCGCGGGAGCAGAUGCGGGCAACCGCCAGCGGCGCUGCCGCUGAUAUUCAAGCCCAAGUUCUCCAAAUGACUCUUGCCGAGAUCCCCACGUCAAGAGACAGGGCCACGGCCGACAACAACCUCGACAACGAUAACGAUAACGCCGAUGGAGAUGUUCCCGACUGCUGUGUUAUCUGCCUUGACGCCAUAUCAGAGCCGUGCAGCGCGCUCCCAUGCACACACUCCAACUUUGAUCUAUUAUGCCUGCUUAGCUGGCUCGAACAACGCCCGGAAUGCCCUCUCUGCAAAUCGACCGUUUACAAGGUCCGUUACGCAGGUACACCAACUAGCGAGAGCAUCUUCCAUGUCCCAAACGCCCCCAGGAACCAAUCUUCGGAGGGUGAAGGCCCAUCAAGUCAGCCGCCGAGUAGGCGAAACGCAGAGGCUUUAUCAUGGGCGGCAGAGCUGCACCGGGGCUCACAGCGACGACGCCGUCUUCCAAGCCCGCCCCGCAGCCCCGACGAGGCUAUUCAGGGUCGACGCCGUGUCUAUCGCCACCAACUCUACUCACUGCAUAUAGGGUCCAAUCGAGUUUCGCAAUACCGGCCGGCUCCGACACCCGCUAUUUUCGCCAGUACGCCUCAUUUGGUAUCCCGGGCGCGGCUAUGGAUUCGUCGAGAACUGCAAGUAUUUGCGUUUCUAUCCGAUUCGCAUCACGACGUAUCCAGUAUCUCGAGUGAGAACCAACAAAUUCGUCGGAGGAACAAUGCCGAGUUUCUCCUCGAGUAUAUCGUAGCCAUCAUUAAGACAGUCGACGUUCAAGACAGUGCUGGUCAGGCUGAAGACAUGCUGGCCGACUUCCUCGGGCGUGAUCACUCCCGUUUGUUUCUGCACGAAUUUCGGAGUUGGCUCCGUAGUCCGUGCCAAACCUUGACUGCAUGGGAUCGCGAAGUUCAAUAUCUAGAAGUGCCUAGGAAAAGGGAACUAUCGAGUCGUGAUAGCGAGGGUGAGGACGAGAGUAGGACAAGUAGUCCAACCAGGCCUAGGCGAAGCCGGAGAGGUGAUCACUGGCGGCCCCAUUGUGAUCGCAAGAGAAGGAAAAUUGGUGAGUUUUGGUCGUCAAAACGAGUAGACUUCCAAAUAGUUUCCGGGGCACAAAUCUCACUCCAUGCUUGACUGGCCUCCUCUGAGUGGGCUGAACGGUCGGCGUCAAUGCCCAAGCUCGACUAUGUGCUUGCGGGACAGCCUCAAACUCACGAAUUCGGGUCCCCGGUCGGUUGGUGAUUGGAGGAAGAAGUUUAAUAUAUAUAUCCGUACGUAGCACGGUAAUAAAGAGAACGGCCCUGAGGCAACAGUUGAUAGGGAAGACUUUAUACAUAAAUAGAAGAAUUACGAAAUACACAUAAAUAUAAUCGAAUAUACCUCG
This is a messenger RNA of Lasiosphaeria miniovina, 1551 nucleotides long. RefSeq lists its product as uncharacterized. Gene Ontology annotation, molecular function: ubiquitin protein ligase activity. Gene Ontology annotation, biological process: protein polyubiquitination; protein monoubiquitination. The record is from RefSeq and is a predicted model, not a curated record. Lineage: Eukaryota; Fungi; Ascomycota; Sordariomycetes; Sordariales; Lasiosphaeriaceae. The coding region runs from base 159 to 1301 and encodes 380 amino acids. The transcript is spliced from 2 exons.